AUGAUCUGCGACAAUGGUGAUGAAGAAGAGCUUCUUCCCUUCUGUGCUGGUGCUCAUCGUGAGUAUAGUCGUGAUCGCGAUCCGGCGAUGAUGAUCACUAGUGAAGCGGCAGCGGAACUAAGGUGUGGUUCUUAUAAGAAUGCCUCGCGACCCUGCAUGCCCUAUGUUCAAGGGAGCGCCGACGCCAAAACUACGCAGAGGAAGAAGGUAGCUAGAUGGCUGAAAAUGCGUCGCCGGCUCUGUUAA
This is a messenger RNA of Linum trigynum, 246 nucleotides long. Lineage: Eukaryota; Viridiplantae; Streptophyta; Magnoliopsida; Malpighiales; Linaceae. The record is from the annotation of a GenBank genome assembly.